Molecule: messenger RNA, 3727 nt
Organism: Anas platyrhynchos (mallard)
Lineage: Eukaryota; Metazoa; Chordata; Aves; Anseriformes; Anatidae
Gene: USP43
Product: ubiquitin specific peptidase 43
Biological process (GO): protein deubiquitination
Molecular function (GO): cysteine-type deubiquitinase activity
Source: RefSeq, a predicted model, not a curated record
GCCCUCCCCGGCCCCACCGGCUCCCCACCGGCGCCCAGCGCCCGCCCGGGGCCAUGCGCGCCCCGACGGCUCCGGCACCGGCACCGGGACGGAGCAGCACCGGCACCGGGCGGGCGCCGCCGCCGCCCCCCGGGGCCAUGAGCGCGGCGUGGGGCGGCCCCGGGGGGCGCUGGCGGGGCGGGGGGGGGCGGCGGCGGGGGGCUCGGCGGCGGCCCGGGGGGGCCCGGGGGUGCCGGGGGUCCCGGGGGGCGCUGCGCUCUCUGGGCGGCCUGGCCGGGCGGCUGCUGCGCGCAUGGGGGCGCCUGGCGGGGGGGCGCGGGGCGCAGCGGGGGGAGCCCGAGGACGACGAGGGGGGCUUCGGGGGCGGGGGGGGCAGGGGGCGGCGGGCACCGGCAUCGGGACCGGGGUCGGGGUCGGGGCGGGGGUCGGGACCCGGGGGCGGCGGGACCGGGAUGGGCACCGGGACCGGGACGGGGACGGGGAUGGAGGCGGGGACCAGGGUGGGGACCGCGAUGGGGACGGGGCUGGGGACCGUGUCCCGGCCGCCGGGCGCGCAGGGGCUGCGGAACCACGGCAACACGUGCUUCAUGAACGCCGUGGUGCAGUGCCUCAGCAACACCGCCCCGCUCGCCGAGUUCCUCGCCCUCGGCCGCUACCGCGCCCGCGGAGCCCGAGCCGAGGUCACGCAGCGCCUGGCGGCCCUGGUGCGCGCCCUCUGGACCCUCGACUACAGCCCGCGGCUCUCCGCGGAGUUCAAGAGCAUCGUGUCCAAGCACAGCGCGCAGUUCCGGGGCAACGCGCAGCACGACGCCCUCGAGUUCCUGCUCUGGCUGCUGGACCGCAUGCACGAGGACCUGGGCACCGCCUCGCCCGCGCAGGGGCCCUGCGCCACCGCCGAGCCUGUCCCGGAGCAGAGCAGCAGUGCCGGCGGUGCCGCGGCACCCCGCGCGCAGAGCUUUGUGCAGAGCCACUUCCAGGCGCAGUACAGGUCCUCGCUGACGUGCCCGCACUGCCUGAAGCAGAGCAACACCUUCGACCCCUUCCUCUGCGUCUCGCUGCCCAUCCCCACGCGCCAGACCAGGGCGCUGAACGUGACGCUGGUGCUGCAGCGCGAUGCCGGGCGCCCGCUGCGCGUGGGGCUGGCGGUGCCGCUGCGGGGCACGGUGGCGGAGCUGCGCGCCAUGGUGGCACGGGAGGGGGACGUGCCCCCCGAGCAGGUGAUCCUGGCGGAGGUGUCCCCGCGGGGCUCCCUGCGCUCGCUGGGUGACAACGAGGAGCUGGGCACGGCCGGGGAGGGGGCGGCCCUGUACGCGCUGCAGGAGCCCCCUGCGCCCCCCGCAGGCCGCCCCCCGGCCCCCCCCAUGCUCCUGCUGUUGCUGUGCCACACCGCGGGCAGCGGCCCCCAACAGGCCAGGUUCGGGCCCCCCCUGGUGCUGUGGCAGGAGCGGGGCGCGGCGUGGGCGCAGCUGCAGCGCCGCCUCCUGGCCCCGCUGCGGCCCCUGAUGAGGAGCGGGGCGCAGGGCUCAGGGACCCUGUUCCGGCUCCGCGUGGCCGGGGACGCAGCGCCCGGCACCUACCUGUCCCCGCAGGACGCGCGGCCCCUCUGCCACCCCGCCAUCGACAGGGCGCUGCGGCUGAGCGGCGCGGGCGGCCCCCCCCACGUGCAGCUGACGGCCGAGUGGGACGUGGCCACCAAGGAGCGCCUCUUCGGCAGCCUCCAGGAGGAGGCCGUGCAGGACGCCGAGAGCGUGCGGCUGCAGCAGCAGGCACACCAGCAGCACAGCUGCACGCUGGACGAGUGCUUCCAGCUCUACACCAAGGAGGAGCAGCUGGCCCCGGACGACGCGUGGUGCUGCCCGCACUGCCGAGUGCCGCAGCAGGGCACGGUGAAGCUGAGCCUCUGGACGCUGCCCGACAUCCUCAUCAUCCACCUCAAGCGGUUCCGGCAGGUGGCCGAGCACCGGCACAAGCUCACCACCCUGGUGCGCUUCCCCCUGCGGGGGCUGGACAUGGCCCCACACCUGGCCCCGGGGGGGGGCCGCUGGGCGCCUCGACGCCUGCCCGAGAGCCGCCCCCGCGACUCCCUGUACGACCUGUACGCCGUCUGCAACCACCACGGCAGCAUGCAGGGCGGACACUACACCGCCUACUGCUGCAACUCCCUGGACGGGCGGUGGUACAGCUACGACGACAGCACGGUGGAGGCGGUGCAGGAGGACGAGGUGAGCACCCGCAGCGCCUACAUCCUCUUCUACCAGCGCCGCGACGCCAUCCCCGCCUGGUCGGCCAGCAGCGCCGCCAGAGGCUCCACCAGCUCACCCCUGUCCGAUCACUGGGUGGCCCGGCUGGGCGGCAGCAAGCGGGACAGCGCCGUGUCACAGCCCCCUGCCCCCCGUCCCUCCCCGCCCAGCACCCCGGACACCAGCACUGCCCAGGAGAAAGGUGGCUUCGAGGCGAGGCCCUCGGUGCGCGGCAUCCAGAGCCGCAGCCUCAGCAUGAAGCUGCCCCCCGCCCGCCGCGACGGCCCCCCCAGGCCCGUGCCCCUGCGCUGGUCCUUCACCUCCCGGCCGUGGGCACCGGGGCAGCUGGUGGUGCACCUGGAGCCGGGGCACCGGCCCCGCCGCCCCCACCGUGCUGUCCUCCCAGCAGGGGCGGGUGAGGAUGGCAGCCCCCACGCUGCCCCCCAGGCCCAGAGCCCCUCGCUGGGUGAGGCAGCCGCCCCCAAAAAAUCCGAGCUGCCCCUCUGCACCCCAACGCUGCGCCGAGCCCGGAGUGCAGGUGCCGAGGUGGCCCCGCGCCUGCACCCCAAAAGCAAGAUCCCCCCCGGGAGCGGGGAGCUGGAGCAGAGACCCCCCCGGGGGCGGCAAGAGGGCAAAGCUGGGGGGGCUGCGCUCUGCAGCAGCCCGGGGAGCCCCGAGCCGCCCAUCAGGCGCUCGCAGAGCUCGGCCAGCCUCCCCCCGCGCCCCCUCCGCCUGCUGCGGCGCUCGGCCUCGCUGGGCAGGGGCGCGGGGGGCCCCCCACAGCCCCCACCCGGCCCCCCGGGUGUGCGGGGUGCAGUGCUGCGGGGCCGGGAGCGCACGGCAUCGCUGCGCCAUGCGGCUGUGCCCGAGUCCAGCUUCUGAGCAGGGCCCCUGGGGCUGGUGUGAGGCUGAAAUGGGAGCGUCCGGCACUGGGGGCAUUGGGCAGGGGGGUGCCCGGAAUUGGGGCAUUUCUGCACCAUGAACAUCCAGCUCCCGGCUGCACGGUGCCGGGGGCAUCAUGCAGGUACCUGGAGGCGGCGCAUCCCUGCACCGUGAGCACCCCAAACCUGGGUGCGUGGUGCUGGGGGCAUCAUGCAGGGGGGUGCCUGGAAUGGGGGGGGUAACCCUGCACACCUGGCACCCCAGGAAGAUCCCGCAGCAGGGCACCCUGCACCCCGCUGCACCGGGGGCAUCCUGUGCCCCAGCGCCUUCCCAAGCCAUGCCUUACCUGGGAGCGAGCACCAGGCAGCAGGCGUGGGGGCCGUGGGACAUCAGGAGAGGAGAGGAUUUAUUCUGUACGGAGAGUUUUAUGCAGAGAUGGUUUUUGUUUUGUACGAGGCGACUCCUCGGCAGGGUGGCCGGCAGCGGGGCGCCGCUCCCGCUCUCAGGGCUAUGCAAAACGCGAUUCCUCCACCCAGCUUUUGUACGCGGGGGCUGCUGGCGGCGGCGCUCUGAGCUCUUUUAUUAAAGACACGUGAAAGGAGCUG